ACUCAAUUGGGAAAUGAUGGAAAAACAAAGAACAAAGGCCUUCAUUGCCUCAAAUGAUCAAGCAUUUGCAUCUGCAUCUCCAUCUCCAUCUCCAUCCCUUCCUAACCCAAGUGUUGUUCAUUCACCAAUUGAAUGUUUUUGUAUAUAGAAGCCAAACUCAUUUGAUUUGGGUGUGUUUUUCCCUGUUCCACUUGCAAACAACCACCUUCUUUUAGCCCCCACCCUCCCAAUACGAACAAAUAAUUGUGUAGCUGCCCGGGUCACUCACAUAUAGAGCAAUGAGUAGUGAACCCCAUAGCUCAGAAACAGAAAGCAGCUCAAACUCUUUCUCAUCCAACCCACCCUCCCCAUCCUCCUCCAAACCCCAAUCCCCGGACUCCAAAAAAAGCAAGCGCAUCCGCGACUCCUCCUCCUCCACCACCAAUGACCCAGUCUACCGCGGCGUCCGCAUGAGAAACUGGGGAAAAUGGGUCUCCGAAAUCCGCGAGCCCCGCAAGAAAUCACGCAUAUGGCUCGGCACUUUUCCCACCCCGGAAAUGGCCGCCAGAGCCCACGACGUCGCUGCGCUCAGCAUCAAAGGGAAUUCCGCCAUACUCAAUUUCCCAGAGCUGGCCAGCUUGCUGCCCCGCCCGGUCUCGCUCGCUCCGCGUGACGUGCAGGCUGCGGCGGCCAAAGCAGCCCAGAUGGUCCACUUCGACUCGCCAUCGUCGUCCUUGUCAUCGCUGGUCUCAGCGAUGGACUUGUCCAAGGAGUCGGAGGAGUUGAGUGAGAUCGUCGAGCUGCCGAGUUUGGGGACGAGUUACGAGUGGGAGAACUUGAAUAAGGAGUUUGUGUUUGUUGACUCGGUGGAUGGGUGGGGGAUGUACUUGCCGCCAUGGUUGCAGAGUGUGGAAGACUGUGGUCAAUUGGCGGAGCCAGAGAGCUGUGCAGGCCUAUUAUGGUAAUGUAAUAAAUUAGUGCUGUACGUGCUUUGUGAAUGCGAGCGAGCGUCUUAUUUCAUCUGUCCUUUUUGCCCUUCUCUUCAUUUCAGACUCGGUUUUAAGCCCUUUUACUUUUUCUCUGAAGGGUUAGAAACUUUCGAUCUCCGUGUUUUCUUUGUGUAAAACCUCGUCCUGGUCAAAGUGUACAUUAAUUAAUUUGGUUGCCUUGGAUGGUGCAAAGUGCUAACAGAUAAGCCUCUCUAGUCUCUCUCUCCCUCCAGUAGAAUGUAAAAUGUAGAAUGUAGCCUCGAACGCACAAAGAUUCUCAAACUUAAUUUCAUCAUCCUUGAGAAAAUCUUGUACGUUCUCCGGUCGAUCCUUCUGAAUAAAAGGUUUCAUCUUGUCCCCCA
Molecule: messenger RNA, 1330 nt
Organism: Corylus avellana
Lineage: Eukaryota; Viridiplantae; Streptophyta; Magnoliopsida; Fagales; Betulaceae
Gene: TINY2
Product: Integrase-type DNA-binding superfamily protein
Biological process (GO): regulation of DNA-templated transcription
Molecular function (GO): DNA-binding transcription factor activity; DNA binding
Source: RefSeq, a predicted model, not a curated record